CCUCUGAAACUGUUUCCAUUUGCCGAGAGACCAGACCACGACGUCGGACGGAGCACCCAGCCCCAGCAGCGGCUCAGCCGCGGACGGCAACGCUCAGGAGAUGCUGCACAGGAACACGUCUCAUCGCGACGGGGCCCAAGGGGAAACGCCGUCGUCGUCGCCUUCCGCCGCGGCCAGGUCACCGUCCGCCGCCAGGUCGUCGUCCGCGAGCAGGUCUUCUGGGCCGAUGACGCCUCCGUCGGCGGCGACGGUGCGCGAGGCCCCGGACCCUCCGCCGGCGAGGCAAGGCUUCAUCGUCGGAUUGUACCUUCAUGGCGGUGUGCUGCUGCUGCCUAGUCGACGAAACGAUUAUGUGACGCGGAUCGGUGUACAUCUCCAUCAAACAUGCAUUGUACAUAAAUAAUAAAUUUAUGAUAGUACAGUAGUUGUGAUAUAUGCUAGGAAUAGGCUGCAUUUUCCCGUCGCAGCCAUGCCCCCAUAUUGGAAUGAACAUGUACAGUACGUUCUGGAAAUGCAAACAGAGUGCAGAUGCUGGCUGAUGAA
Sorghum bicolor (sorghum) is the source of this 543-nucleotide messenger RNA. RefSeq lists its product as uncharacterized. The transcript is spliced from 3 exons. The record is from RefSeq and is a predicted model, not a curated record. Lineage: Eukaryota; Viridiplantae; Streptophyta; Magnoliopsida; Poales; Poaceae. Bases 101 to 403 code for a protein of 100 amino acids.